CUGAAAGAGAUAGCGCGGUCGGAUUGAGAAUCGGAGAAGGAAGAAAAAAAGUGGGGAGAAAAAGAAGAGAGAGAGAGAGAGAGAGAGAGAGGACAGAAAGAUAGAAGGAAAGUAAAAAAAAAAAAGAAAGAGGAAAAAAAGAGUGAAAGCGAGGCUCGAGCAGACCCCCGCACGCGCGCCGACACACGACGGGCAUCAUGAGGUCCAAGAGCAGGGCGAGGAAGCUGACCACGGGUGAUGAAGGUGACUUCCCGCUUUUCCCCUCUGAUGUUCUGGAGGAAGUUGGAGGUGUGUCUGAUGGAGACCCUAUCCCACUGGUCACAGCUAACAACAUCCCCUCCCCAAAUCUUUUGCAUGAGGGAGACGCUGCUGAGGAAUCUUCCACCUUCAACACUUCCUUUCACACACCUUUGUACCUGGGCAGGGAGGAGGCGGAGACAUCAGUGCCCCCAGACUUUGAACUACGCGAAUCGGGCAUUUCCCCCAGCAACCUGGGUGUCUGGAGCAAAAGGAGGCUGGAGGUCGGUGAGCAGUUCGGACCCUUUGAGGGAACACCAAGUCACAGUGACCCAAAACGUCCUCAUGGCUGGGAGAAGGCCGGUUUUGAUGGGCGUGUGUGUGAUAGCAGAAGCUGGCUAAGACACGUCCAGAUAUCACCGUCCUCGCACCAGUACAACCUCACAGCCUAUCCGAUACAUGAGCAGAUAUUUUACCGUGUGGUCCGUGAGGUUCAUCCUAGUGAAGAACUCAUACUGUUCAUGAAGGCUGAGGAGUUUUCAUGUGACACAAUGGCUCCAGAUAUACAUGAGGAGCGAGAGUUCCGCUGUGAGGACUGUGAGCAGCACUUCUCCUCAGGCCCUGAGCUGCUGGAGCAUCAAAAGCAGUCCUGCUCCAUCCGGACACCGUCACAUUUCAGUCUGCCUGAGCAGGGCAUCCCGGCCAGUGACGGAGAAAGCACUGAGCUCCACCCGCUCCUGCUGCACUCAGCACACUCCCCACAGGAGUGCAAGGAGUGUGAGCAGGUGUUUCCUGAUGCUCAAAGUCUGGAGGCUCACUCUCUCUCUCACUCGGAGGAGAGGGAGUAUAAAUGUGACCAGUGCCCGAAGGCCUUCAACUGGAAGUCCAACCUGAUUCGCCACCAGAUGUCACAUGACAGCGGCAAGCAUUACGAAUGUGAAAACUGCUCAAAGCAGGUGUUUACGGACCCCAGUAACUUGCAGAGGCACAUCCGCUCUCAGCACGUCGGCGCCCGGGCCCAUGCCUGCCCCGAAUGCGGCAAAACCUUCGCCACCUCAUCUGGCCUCAAACAGCACAAACACAUCCACUCCUCCGUCAAGCCCUUCAUAUGUAAGUCUCUCACCCGCUUCAUAUGUGAGGUUUGCCACAAGUCCUACACCCAGUUCUCGAACCUAUGCAGACACAAACGGAUGCAUGCUGACUGCCGGACACAGAUCAAGUGCAAAGACUGCGGCCAACUGUUCAGCACCACCUCCUCACUCAACAAGCAUCGGCGUUUCUGUGAGGGGAAGAACCAUUUUGCUGGCGCGGGAGGGCUCUUUGGCCCAGGCAUUUCUCUCCCUGGUGGCCCUGGACUGGACAAGUCUGCUCUUGCUGGGAUGGGACCUGGCUCAGCUGGUCUGGCAGACUAUUUUGGAGCCAACCGGCACCACAGCGGACUGACGUUCCCAGCUGCCCCGCCAGCAUUCCCAUUCGGUUUCCCAGGACUCUUCCCAUCUGGACUGUACCACCGGCCUUCUAUCAUCCCAGCCACUUCACCUGUAAAGGGUCUGCCGGGGACAGACCUUCGGAAGAGUCCCUUGUCUAUCCCUGGAGCUCAAGAGCCCCAUGACCUUCUGAAAAGCUUCCGCAAGCAUUCUUUGAAUGGGGAACGGGAAGACAGUUUGGAGCACCAGAGAGAAGGCUCCGGCCACAAGCCUAAGAUGAGUGACCAGUCUGAGAGCAGUGACCUGGAUGACGUCAGCACUCCCAGUGGAAGUGAACUUGAGAGCACUUCUGGGUCGGAACUGGACAGCGAUGCAGAGAGCGACCGGGAUCGCGAUCGAGACAGGGCAAGGGAAAAUGGGAAAGGACCCAAGAGGAAGUCCAGUGGUUCUAAUGCUGGACAAAGUCCCACCCUUGUCAGCAGCUCCAGCAGCAGCAAUGCAGCUAACGGUAAUGGGAGCAAUGUGCCUCCACCGGGACUUUUCUCUCCAACUCUGGAUGAAAACACUGCAGUUUCCGGAGCAGUCAAUGACUCCAUCAAGGCCAUCGCCUCCAUAGCAGAGAAAUAUUUCGGCUCCACGGGGUUGGCUGGCCUGCAUGAUAAAAAAGGGGGCACUCUACCAUACCCCUCCAUGUUUCCUCUGUCCUUCUUUCCUGCAUUUUCACCCCCAGUGUACCCCUUCCAUGAGAGAGAACAGCUCCGACCUCAGACCCACAAGGGGGAGGCGGAGAGCCCGUCGGCCGAGAGCAAGAGACCACAGGGCAGGAGCGCUGAGUCACCCUUUGACCUCACCACCAAGCGCAAAGAGGAACGCCUGGCUCCAACCUAUACCCCCUCAAAGCCUGAGGCAUCACACGUACCCUCGGCAAAUCAGGACCAGCCGCUGGACUUGAGUCUGGGUGGGCGAAGCAGAGGUGCACGUAUCAGAGGGGAGGAGUCACGGAAGAACCACGUAUUUGGUGAAGAAAGGUUUGAGGCAGAUGCUCCUAAAGCAGACCCCUCCCUCCAGCAUGCAAGACCCACUCCCUUCUUCAUGGACCCCAUUUACAGCAGGGUUGAGAAGAGGAAAGCGAGUGAUCCGUUUGAGGCGCUGAAAGAAAAAUACAUGCGUCCCACACCGGGAUUCCUCUUCCACCCACAGUUCCGCAUGCCUGAUCAGAGAACCUGGAUGUCAGCAAUAGAGAACAUGGCGGAGAAGUUGGAGUCCUUCGGAUCGUUGAAGUCAGACGCUGGUGACAUCAUGCGUUCCGUUCCCUCCAUGUUUGAUUUCCGAGCUCCACCGACCACGCUGCCUGAGACCCUGCUGCGCAAGGGCAAGGAGCGCUACACCUGCAGAUACUGUGGCAAAAUAUUCCCACGCUCAGCCAACCUCACACGGCAUCUCCGAACACACACAGGAGAGCAGCCCUACAGGUGUAAAUACUGCGAUCGUUCGUUCAGCAUCUCCUCCAACCUGCAGCGUCACAUCCGCAACAUCCACAACAAAGAGAAACCUUUUAAAUGCCACCUGUGUGACCGCUGCUUCGGCCAGCAAACCAACCUGGACCGUCACCUAAAAAAACACGAGAAUGGUAAUUUAUCAGGCACAGCGAUGUCGUCCCCUCAAUCAGAGCUGGACAGCAGCAGUGCCAUUCUAGACGAUAAGGAGGACUCCUACUUCAACGAAAUCCGCAACUUCAUCAGCAACAGCGGCCAAAACACCACCUCACCUCCACACUCCGAUGAAGCGUUGAACGACAGCCAUUUUGAGUCGGACAAAGCUGUGGCCAAUCAGAGAUCACAUGACCUGGAUGAGGAGGAAGGGGAGGAGCAUGGGCCAGAGGAAGAGGAGGCAGAGCAUAGCGAUGCUGCUGGGAAACCCACUAACAAGGCCUCACCCAGUAACCUUGGCGACGAGGUCAACGAUGACCUGGACUUUGACGGACCAAACGAUCUGGACAUGAACUGCAAAUCUUCACCACAGAGGUUUGAUGAUGACGAGGAGGAUGAAGAGCACAGUGGUUUCUCCACGCUGGACCACAUCCGUCACUUCAGUAUGGACGAAGCAGAGCUCAGCGCUGUUGAUGUAGGUGACUUCGGCUCUGCCCACCUGCCGGAGACCAUGAAGCAGCCACUGUACAGAAAGUCUAAAUCACAGGCCUACGCUAUGAUGCUGUCUCUGGCUGAUAAAGACCCUCUACCCCCUUCUCCUCACGCCGCCUCUGUGUGGCACACGCUCGGUCGAGCGGCCGAAUCCAACGCCAUCCAGUCCCUCAGUCACGUAUGAUGCUCUCCGCACCAUGACCUCUGACCCCAACAACAGGCACUAGGACUGAACUUGGCCUUCACUGGGUGUACACUGCUGGCUGCAAUGCUUAAUUAUCCUGAAACACUAUUGUUUGGGUCCCUGGUCUGUGCACACGCAGUAAAAAACACUACUUAUUAUGAAACCUGACAAAUUAUUGAUGACCUGAUCGAUCUUAUUCGAACUAAUGACAUUUUAAUGGUGGUAAAUACAAUUAUGAUAAUGAUGAUGAUGAUGAUGAUGAUGAAAAUGAUGCUGAUAGUAGUAAUAAUAGUUGUAUUUAUUCCGUCCAGUUUCUAUAUGUUUUGCACAGCAAUGGCAGCUGAUGAACAGGGGAAAAGGUUGAUAAAAUUGGGACACACUGUUACAGUUUUAUUUUGCAUUUUCUGAGUAGGAUAGCUCUUGGAUGGUUGUAAAUGGAGCCCCUGUCCAAUCCCCUUGAGAGUCUUCCACUUUAAAAAAAAUUAUCCUAACAAAAUGUCACUGACACAUCAAAUUCUCAUAAUCCUUUUUUUCCAUUUCAUUAUGAAUAGAUCAGUAGAACUGCUAGGAAAUUAUGAUUUCCAACAACAGUGACAAAAGGCAUUGUUUGGUAUUAAAUACACAUCCUGUCACACAGCCCUGACCACGGUUUCUCACAUAUACGCAGAUACACACACAUUUCCAGACCUCCACUCUCUUGUAUGGGCCUGAAUACACCAAGCCGACAUAGAAGAACUAGCAGAUACCAAGGCCUGGUGAUCACCGUUCAUCAGCUCCCAACGUCUUCUGAGAAAAUGGCAAAAGUUAACAGGCUUCUCCAGUAAUAUUCAUAGUUUAUUAAUAGUCUUUCAAUGCCAGUGUUUAAGCUAAACCUAGUUUGGUGUUAACAUGGCAUAGAAAUCUCAUAAGGGUGCUAGUGGAAAUUAGCAUUGUUGUAAUGGGAGUAUUCGGACCAAAGCCUACUUAAAAAUUGUUUAUACAUGAAAUGAAACAUGUAGAUGGUGCAUAUUCAUAAUUAUAUAGCAAAGAACACCACGAAAUCACUGGGUAUCUCAUACUUUGUUAGUGUGUUAUCAGCCUGAGCGCCAUCUGAGCUCAUGUGUGAAUCUUUCUUGUUGAGAAUUGGUUAUUUAAAUACUACUUGUUUAAAAAUGUGGACAUUAGAAAGCAGAAAUGAUGAUGAAACCGGCCGGCUACUCUCUGUGUGAGCCCUCAUUAGCUUUCUGUCCUCACUUUUGUUUGUCUUCUCAUGUAGUGAUUCGCUAGGCUGAAAGGCCAAUCAGGCAGCUUUCUCACCACCAAUUCUAAUUCAAAAUACUCGGUUGGCCAAAAUCAUCUCAACAGCCUAGAGUCAAUGGUGCAGGACACACAGAACAAACUACGGGCCACUGCCAACAGCCGGCUUGGUGUGUCAGAUAUUAGUGCAAGACCAUAGUGGUAAUUCAUAUACGGCCUGCAGUCUAAAAUCAUACUCACCUGCCCUAACAGCUGGAUUCUGAUUGGUCAAAAGACAUCAUUCAUUUUCCUCAGACAUUAUGGAAAUAAUCAAGUGGCUACUGUGGCUAACACUGACAGAAUUUCUAAAUUGAGGUGUAUACAAUAUUAGAGUAUAUUUUUAGGACUGUGUAUGGACCAAUCAUGACUGUACUCAUUAGGUCUAAGCUCAUUAGACAUGUCCAUGUUAAUUUCCAUGAUAUAUCAGACAUUGAAUUGAAACACAGACUCUAAAAGGGAGAAGUAAUUGACUGGCACAGUCUGGGACCCAACACUGAGUUACUGGUGCCAUUCCCUUUAAACCUUGUACAGUAAUAAUACAUAAAACAUUUCUUCUUAAAGUGGAAGGCAAAUUGAAUUUCAGUUCUUUGUGAUGUAAAAAAUGGGGACAAAACAAAUAAACAUCACGUGGAGACUGCUCUUGUACACAUACUCAUCUUAUGAAAGAAGACAUGAGGAGGAGAGGGUGUGACUGUUCUCCGAUUCCGUCCAAUGAAAGCACUGCAUCAUCAACCUGGUCUCCGCCUAAUUCUUCUGUACUGUCCAAUAGUGGCAGAGAUGUUUUCUGUAUGAAACAAAACAAAAAAAAAAAUUGUAUGAUUUUCCUCGGAGAAAGGUUGUAAAAUAUAUAAGACUUUUUUGUUUGUUUGUUUGUUUUCUAAACAAAACAGAAGUACUGAUGUUUGUAGAACUUGAGUUGAAGGGCAUUCUUCUUUAGCCGGCCAACAAUACCACUAAAUAGCCUGUACGCUAGUCGCUAGCUAUUCUAUUCUCAUGUCUUUUGUUUCUAGACAAUCAUUGGUUCGUUGUUUUUUUCAUUGGUUUCAUUUCUUCCAUUCGCUCUUUUCGUUCGUUCUCGGUUGAUGUUGUUGAUGUUAUUGCUGUGUAUGUUUAAAGGUGUAUUUAUUUCUUGGCAAAAUUGUAGUUUGUUUACUGACUAGCACUGCUCUCGAGCUCCCCCUUUUGGUGAAAAAAGGGAGAGUGACUCCACGAUUUUCUGGAGUCUGUAGAAUACAGUAUGUCUGCGUGCCAGAUAGUAUUAAAAAAUUCAUCCCAUCUUAUACUUCUAAUGAAACUGGUAAAUGAUAUAGUUAUUAGAUUUUUUGUAUGACAUGUUUAUUGAUUCAAGUGUAAAAUAUUGAAAAUGGAGGGAAUGGGGUUUAAAAAAAAAGGAAAGAAUAAAAAAACAGCUGGUAAUAUUUCUUCAUAAAAAAACGCAUGAUUGGUCUGGCUUCCAAUUGUACCUGACAUUUUCUACGGUUGUCUGCAAAAGCUUGUGUGAUGUUCGGGUCCCUGUUGAGUCGUUGUGCCAAAACUAUGAUAACAGACUUUCAUUUGUUCAUCGUCACACAUUAAAUGACCGGAUCUUUCCUGUUUCUGUUUUUUGUUUUCGCUUUUGUUUUGUUUUUUUUGUUCGUUUGUUUGUUGUCGUUGUUUAUAAUCCCAUUUUUAAGAGUAAUUGGCGAGUUGAGGUACUUUGCUUUAUACAAUGUAACUGUAAUGCAUUUCGAUUCAGUAAUGUGGGCGGAGCAACUAAGAAAUAAAGGACUCCAGUGUAGACCUGUGCACUCUU
Molecule: messenger RNA, 7056 nt
Organism: Colossoma macropomum (tambaqui)
Lineage: Eukaryota; Metazoa; Chordata; Actinopteri; Characiformes; Serrasalmidae
Gene: mecom
Product: MDS1 and EVI1 complex locus
Exons: 17
Coding region: 198-3989 (1263 amino acids)
Biological process (GO): regulation of transcription by RNA polymerase II
Cellular component (GO): nucleus
Molecular function (GO): DNA-binding transcription factor activity; RNA polymerase II cis-regulatory region sequence-specific DNA binding
Source: RefSeq, a predicted model, not a curated record